Messenger RNA from Momordica charantia (bitter melon), 2840 nucleotides. Its product is annotated as Pentatricopeptide repeat (PPR) superfamily protein. Lineage: Eukaryota; Viridiplantae; Streptophyta; Magnoliopsida; Cucurbitales; Cucurbitaceae. The record is from RefSeq and is a predicted model, not a curated record. Gene Ontology annotation, molecular function: protein binding.
GAGGAAUUUCAAAAUCAGAUUUUGAAAUUCAUUUCCAAUGGAGCAUUAGAUUAGAUUUUAGGAUUUAUUUACAUAAACAAGCCGCCGGCGAACGUGUCACACUCUCAUCUCUCACGACCGCCCAGUUCGCUCGCUCUCUCUCUCAUGCCGCCGUUCCCCGCAGGUACUCACUCUCAUUUCAAACUCGUCUCUCACGAUUUUCACUCUCAUCCCAACGUUUUGUGUUUAAGAUCUGUUGUUGGGUUCGCGUUGCAUCCCAAAAAUCGGAUUCACCGAUCUGGGUUGGGUUAGGCAUCGAGUAGAAGAAUCGAUGAAUUCGAAUUUUCGGGUUGGUCCAAAGAAAGCUCCAUAACUCGAACCGAUGACGCGAUGAACCGUGAAGUUCCCGCCUUACAGCCUCCGGCUCAUCACUGAGCAGCGACCUAUCCGAAAACCAAGCUCCCAUGGCUCUUGCGCACCAACACCACUUCCUCAACUCAUUUCAUUCCAUUCGCAAGCCCAAUCUGAACCAAUACUCUCCCAAUUCUCACUUGUUUUUUCAAUUCAAUACCCAGAAACUCGUCUGCUCAUGUGCAACAUCUCCAAAUCCCACCACUCAGUCUCCAUCCCCGAUUUUCCUCCCUUUUCUCGAGGAAAACGAGGAACAAGAAGAAGAAGAAGAAGUUAAAGGAGCUCAUCGCCAUGAAGGAAACAAGAUGGAAGAUUGGGAUGACCCACUGUUCAGAUUCUUCAAAUCACGCACUUCAACGACGCAAGACCCCCAGCGCGAAAGCAAAGUCUCCCUUCAGAAGAAUCGCCGUUCUUCUUGGCAUCUUGCCUCUGGUUCCGAAUUUGCGGAUGAAGCUGAAAUUACAAUCGACGAAGUCGCCGGACAAUUGAGUUCUGUGAGUCAGAAUUUUAGGGCCUUACCUGACGGCGUCGUCGGAGACAUUAUGCGAACUGCGAGGAACUUGCCGGAAAAUACGACCCUGGGAGAGGCUUUGGCAGAUUUCGAUGGGAGAAUUGGGGAGAAACAAUGUAUGGAGGUGUUACGUUUGUUGGGUGAGGAGAAUCUUGUGGUAUGUUGCUUGUAUUUCUUUGAAUGGAUGGGUUUGCAGGAGCCUUCGCUUGUUACACCUCGUGCUUAUUCUCUUAUUUUUCCGUCGCUGGGGAGAGCUGGAAUGGGAGAAAAAAUUAUGGUAUUGUUCAAGAACCUUCCGCUCAAGAAGGAAUUCCAGGAUGUUCAUGUGUAUAAUUCAGCAAUGUCUGGGCUCAUGUUCUGUAACAGGUAUAAUGAUGCUUGCAAGGUCUAUGAGGCCAUGGAAACAAAUAAUGUUAAUCCAGAUCAUGUGACAUGUUCUAUAAUGAUCACAGUCAUGAGAAAAAUCGGCCGCAGUGCAAAGGAUUCCUGGGAUUACUUUGAGAAAAUGAACAAGAAAGGAGUAAAAUGGAGUCCAGAAGUUUUGGGUGCCCUGAUUAAAUCGUUCUGCGACGAGGGGCUCAAGAGUCAAGCGCUUAUCAUCCAAUUGGAGAUGGAGAAGAAGGGGGUUGCUUCGAAUGCGAUCGUGUAUAACACGAUCUUGGAUGCUUUUAGUAAAUCGAACCAAAUCGAGGAAGCCGAAGGUCUCUUUGCUGAAAUGAAAGCUAAAGGGGUGAAACCGACUAGUGCAACAUAUAACGUUUUGAUGGAUGCAUACAGUAGGAGGAUGCAACCUGAGGUUGUUGAGAAGCUUAUGCUUGAGAUGAAGGAUGUGGGUUUUGAGCCUAAUGUGAAGUCAUACACUUGCUUGAUUAGUGCUUAUGGAAGGCAAAAGAAAAUGAGUGACAUGGCUGCAGAUGCAUUUUUGAGGAUGAAGAAAAAUGGCAUUAGGCCAACUUCACAUUCAUAUACAGCUCUUAUCCAUGCCUAUUCUGUAAGCGGUUGGCACGAGAAAGCCUACUUGACAUUCGAGAACAUGCAACGAGAAGGUUUAAAGCCAUCCAUUGAAACUUACACGACUCUGCUCGAUGCAUUUAGGCGUGCGGGUGACACUGUGGCAUUGAUGAAGAUUUGGAAACUUAUGAUUAGAGAAAAAAUAGAAGGGACAAGAGUAACAUUCAACAUACUGCUAGAUGGGUUUGCAAAACAGGGUCAUUAUGUUGAAGCUAGAGAUGUGAUUUCUGAGUUUGGAAAGAUUGGAUUGCAACCAACCGUCAUGACAUACAAUAUGUUGAUGAAUGCAUAUGCAAGGGGAGGGCAACAUGCAAAGAUGCCACAGCUGCUGCAGGAGAUGGCUGCUCGAGAACUAAAACCCGACUCGGUUACUUAUUCAACCAUGAUCUACGCCUAUGUUCGUGUUCGCGACUUCAAACGAGCUUUCUUCUAUCACAAGAAGAUGGUAAAAAGUGGACAGGUGCCAGAUGUGAAGUCAUACCAGAAACUUAGAGCAAUUUUGGAUGUAAAACUUGCUACAAAGAACAGGAAAGACAAGAGUGCCAUUCUGGGUAUAAUAAACAGCAAAAUGGGGAUGGUGAAAGCCAAGAAAAAGGGCAAGAAAGAUGAGUUCUGGAAGAACAAGAGAAAGCAUGUGAAAACUCAGAGAGUUUCUCCCAUGGAGGCAAAGAGUUGAAUGGACCACCCAUUUGGGCUUUUGAAUCAUCAUAGUAUGGGCUGAGAAAGCCCAUAAUUUGGCAAAUGUGUAGGCCCUUUGUUGCUCCAAAUGGGCCUACAUUGGCACAACAGAUUGGUAACUAAUGAUGAAGAAUAUUGUACAUUACGAAAAAAGGAGAACUAAGCUCUUCUUUUAUCACGUGUUAAAGUUAGAAAGGGGUUUGUUCUCUACUAAGAAAAUGGAAGAAUUUUAUGAUGGCGUAUUCUAAUU